AGGGAGAAGAAACGGGGUGUUGCCGCCUGUGAGACACACUCACGCAUCACAGAGCAGCAGGGGCGAGGACAGAGCAUCCCUCCAUCCCACUCCCUGGGAGAAAAAAAAACAAGGCUGCCGCUUCUGUUUCGUUAGUUAUUGUUUUUUUUUUUUUGUAAAUUAUUGAAGCCGAGCAAAGAGAAGACGUGCAUUAUUAAAACACAAUCACAGCCGACGUAUCGCGGAGACAGAGUGCGGAGCGAGCAGAGAAGAGAAGAGAAGAGCUCAGAGCGGGAAGCGGACGGAGCGUGUUUUCAGCACCUCGGACAGCGGACAUGGCUCCGAUAGUGGAGGAGGGAGCUCAGCUCGUGGCAGUGCCAGUAGGUGUUGCCGUGGUGAGCGUCUUCGGCCUAGUCUUCACUGUGUCAGCCUUUGCCUGGAUCUGUUGCCAACGCAAAAACACCAAAUCCCAGAAGACACCUCCCUACAAGUUUGUGCACAUGCUCAAAGGGGUGGACAUCUACCCGGAGAGCCUCAGCGGCAAGAAGAAGUUUGCUGCACCUGCCACCACGACGGCUAACGACAGUAAAACAGACGUUAAUGGAAACUGCCACACUACGUCACUAAUGAGUCCGACUGGCACCAGUAAACUGGCGUCAAGUCCAAAUGAUGGCAGACCUGCUCUGCAUCUGGAUCUGGAGAAACGGGAUCUGAAUGGCAACUUCACCACUAAACCAUUUCAUCACCACCACCAGAAGGUGCGGAGCUCCCCAGACCUGGAGCUGCCCUCUCCCCAUGCAGGGUUCACCCAACCUGGGGUGAUGGACCGCCGUGACCUUCCCUCACCAUCCAGCACCCUUUCAAGCCAGGCGCCCACCCCGGCUGUAGACAAGUCCCACAGUGACGAGAAGGAGGGCGGACUUGGGACUCUUCACUUCUCCUUAGAGUACCAGCCGGAGAAGAAGGCGUUCAUUGUCCACAUCAAGGAAGCUCAUGGCCUGACUCCAACUGAUGAGCAGUCGCUGACCUCUGACCCAUACAUCAAGCUGACCCUGCUGCCAGAGAAAAAACACCGUGUGAAGACCAGAGUCCUGAGGAAGACUCUGGACCCCGCCUUUGACGAGACCUUCAGCUUCUACGGGAUCCCGCUGGCCCGAGUCUCGGAGUUGGCCCUUCACUUCAUGGUGCUGAGCUUUGAUAGGUUCUCCCGUGAUGAGGUCAUCGGCGAGACCCUUGUACCCUUGUCUGGGAUUGACUUAUCAGAGGGGCGUGUCCUAAUGAGCCGAGAGAUCAUCAAGAGGAAUGUCAAGAAGUCCUCAGGCCGAGGCGAGCUGCUGCUCUCCCUGUGUUACCAGUCCACCACCAACACCCUGACUGUAGUCGUCCUCAAAGCUCGCCACCUGCCCAAGACUGAAAACAAUGGACCUACAGAUCCUUAUGUCAAGGUCAACAUGUACCAUGGGAAGAAGCGUGUGUGUAAGAAGAAGACCCAUGUGAAGAAGUGCUCCCCCAACCCGGUCUUCAACGAGCUCUUUGUCUUUGAUUUGCCCUCGGACGAGGGCCUGAGAGACACCAGCGUGGAGCUGCUGCUGAUGGACUCAGACACAAGCAACUCACGCUGCCCCAACACCGUCCUCGGGCGCCUGGUGCUCGGCACGUCUGCAGCGGGCACCCCUGGCGAGCACUGGAGGGAGAUCUGCGACCACCCACGUCGCCAGAUUGCCAAGUGGCACGGCUUGUCAGAGGAUUAGAACGUCAUCCUGUUGGCAGUUUCUGUUGUUCAUAUUUGAUCUGGUCCGACCACAAGAGGGAUGGAAUGAGGAUGGGCGGGAUUUACCAUCUCACUAGCCAGUACCCAUUGGACUUCAGUGAGGGUGUGUGGGAAACAAAGGGGAGGGGACUUUGAUGUUGAGAGGGGGGCCAUCUGAAGUGAUGUCAUCAUUCAAUCAAUCAUUCAAUCACUUAUCUUUGAAGUUAUUGGGGUUCAGCGGGGAGGGUGGGGCGUGACAAAAGGAACCCCAUAGCUUUAAACGAUCCCAAAGACUGUCACCGAAAAUCACCUGGUAACAUGCAACGUCAUCUCCAUGGCAACAACCAAUUGUCACUGUAACCGUGUGCAGUGCAGAAUGUCUUAAAUGUCGCUAAUACUCUUCUUCUUCUCUUCUUCUUCUUCUUCUACUUCUUCUUCUCCUUCUUCUUCUUCAGCUCUUCCUUCUAUAAAUAGUAACCUAGUCCAUCAUACGAAAACCAGAAUGAAACACAUCUGACAAUGCUGUAAAAAAUGUGGAUUAUUAAAGUUUAUUUUAUAAUGACAAUGUUUUCUUCAUAAUAUGUAGAUUGUUUUUAUUUACGUUUUUGUUUUGUACUCUUAUAGUUGAUUUGUUGAACAUGUUUUGUAAGUAUAAGUGGUAUUUCAUAUAUCAUUAAGUACAAGAAAGCCUAAAUUAGGUGGUUUGAGAAAAUACUGGAACAGAUUGAGUGCAUUGGGGACAGUUAACUAUGGAUGCGUUCGUGUGUGUGUGUGUGUGUGUGUGUGUGUGUGUGUGUGCAUGUGUGCGUGCGUGCUUGUGUGCACAUGCACACAUGCGUUGUGAUAUGAGAGUGCUUUUGCUAAUGCGACUGUGUGUGUAUGGGUGCACGUGUGUGUGUUAGCUCUGACGAGAUGUGAGCCACAUACUGUUUACUGUAGGUGUUUUGUCCCCCUUACUGUGAGCACAAAGACAGCUGAAGUGUAAAUGUAUGUACCUUACUAUAAAAUAUGGCAAGUUCUAAGAAAACA
This is a messenger RNA of Acanthopagrus latus (yellowfin seabream), 2758 nucleotides long. RefSeq names its product synaptotagmin IV (gene syt4). The record is from RefSeq and is a predicted model, not a curated record. NCBI's taxonomy places the organism in Eukaryota, Metazoa, Chordata, Actinopteri, Spariformes, Sparidae. The coding region runs from base 315 to 1730 and encodes 471 amino acids. The transcript has 5 exons. Gene Ontology annotation, molecular function: phosphatidylserine binding; calcium ion binding; SNARE binding. Gene Ontology annotation, biological process: vesicle fusion; regulation of calcium ion-dependent exocytosis; calcium-ion regulated exocytosis. Gene Ontology annotation, cellular component: synapse; membrane; axon.